GAGCCAUCACAGACUUGGAGGGGACAGUCUGUGACCAAGGCUGCUGCACCCCUCCCACGGCAUCCGAUCCCCUGCUCAAGCAUGAAACUCGCACUCUUCACUGUGCUAUCCUUCGGGAUAGUGGCUCUGUGUUUUGCUGCUCCCCAAAAGCCAAGUGUCAGGUGGUGCACAAUAUCCUCAGCCGAAGAGAAAAAAUGCAAUAGCCUGAAGGACCACAUGCAACAAGAGAACUUUGCUUUCAGUUGCCUGCAGAAAGCAUCAUACCUCGACUGCAUAAAAGCCAUUUCGAAUAGUGAAGCAGAUGCCAUUAGCUUGGAUGGAGGUCAAGUUUUUGAGGCAGGCCUUGCUCCCUACAAGUUGAAGCCCAUUGCUGCUGAGGUCUACGAACACAGUGAAGGCUCCACUACCAGCUACUACGCCGUGGCCGUUGUGAAGAAAGGAACAGGCUUCUCAAUAAAUGAGCUGCAGGGCAAGACCUCCUGCCACACGGGGCUGGGCAGGUCGGCUGGCUGGGUCAUCCCCAUUGGGACACUCAUCCACCGCGGGGCCAUCGAGUGGGACGGAAAAGACUCGGGCUCCAUCGAGCAAGCUGUGGCCAAUUUCUUCUCUGCCAGCUGUGUUCCUGGUGUCACCACUGAAGCCAAACUGUACCGUCAGUGCAAGGGGGAUGCCAAGACCAAAAUGUCCCGCACAGGACCUUAUUCUGGAUAUUCUGGAGCUUUUCACUGUCUGAAAGAUGGGAAAGGAGAUGUGGCUUUUGUGAAACACACAACUGUUCAAGAAAAUGCCCCAGCUGAGAAGGAUGAGUACGAGCUCCUGUGUCUGGAUGGCACCCGCCAGCCCGUGGACAACUACAAGGCCUGUCACUGGGCCAGGGUUCCUGCUCAUGCUGUUGUGGCUCGAGAUGACAGCAAGGUCAAUGACAUCUGGAACUUCCUCUCCAAAGCACAGGAAAAAUUUGGCGUGGGCACAACCAGCACCUUCCACCUCUUUGGGCCACCUGGCAAGAAGGACCCAGCCCUCAAAGACUUGCUUUUCAAAGACUCUGCAGUGCAGCUGAAGCAAAUCCCAUCACUGAUGGAUGCUCAACUCUAUCUGGGCUUUGAGUAUUACAGUGCUGUCCAGAGCCUCCAGAAAGAUCGCCUGACCCCCAGCCGCAGAGACAGCAAGAUCCAGUGGUGUGCGAUUGGCAGGGAUGAGAAGAAGAAGUGUGACGUCUGGAGCGUGAUGAGCAACGGGGAUGUGGAGUGCGUUGUGGCAGAGGACACCAAGGAAUGCAUCACAAAGAUCAUGAAAGGUGAAGCAGAUGCCAUCAGCUUAGAUGGAGGCUUUGUCUACACUGCUGGCAUGUGUGGCUUGGUGCCAGUGAUGGCAGAGAGCUAUGAGGACAAUCACUGCGAAUCACAAGAAGAACCAGCAACCUACUUUGCUGUGGCUGUUGUGAAGAAGUCUGACAAGGAUAUCAGCUGGAACAACCUGCAGGGUAAGAAGUCGUGCCACACUGCCGUGGGGAGAACUGCUGGCUGGAACAUCCCCAUGGGCCUGAUCCACAACAGGACAGGCAACUGCAACUUCGAUGAAUACUUCAGCCAGGGUUGUGCUCCUGGGUCUCCUCCCACCUCCCGCCUCUGCCAGCUGUGCAAGGGCUCAGGGGGUGUCCCUCCGGAGAAGUGCGUCGCCAGCAGCCACGAGCAGUACUACGGAUACACCGGCGCUUUACGGUGUCUGGUUGAGCAGGGGGAUGUGGCCUUUAUCAAGCAUUCCAUCGUUGAGGAGAACACUGACGGCAAAAAUACAGAAAGCUGGGCCAAAGAUCUGAAAAUGGACUCAUUUGAGUUGCUGUGCACUGAUGGGCAGCGGGCAAAUGUAAUGGAUUACAGAAGAUGCAACCUGGCCAAAGUCCCUACCCACGCUGUGAUGGCACGUCCUGAGAAAGUAUCACAAGUCCGUGACAUGCUGGAGAACCAAGAGAGGCUGUUUGGAUCAAAAGGAACCAGGAAAGAAGAUUUCAAUAUGUUUGCAUAUGAAUCCAAGGAUCUUCUGUUUAAAGACCGGACAAAGUGCCUGAUCAAGCUCCGCGAUGGAAUGUCAUACAAGGAAUUCCUUGGAGAUAAAUACUAUGCUUCACUUGCCAGCCUCAACACCUGCAAUCCAUCAGAUCUUCUCCAGGUGUGCACCUUCCUUGCAGACAAGUAUGAAAAUAAAAAGGCAAGACAAAAAGGGCUGCUGGAGCUCUCUGCUCCAGAGGAACAGCCUGGGCUCAUCCAGGGUGUCCCAAUCCUGGAACAGCCUGGGCUCAUCCAGGGUGUCCCAAUCCUGGAACAGCCUGGGCUCAUCCAGAGUGUCCCAGACCUGCUGUCAAGGCAAGUGCUGGUGACAGUGGCAGGACACAAGCCCAGGCUCCCCCAGGGCGUCCCUGCCGUCCCAGCGCCUCAGGGGAGAACUACAGCUCCCAUGAGCCCCCGCGCCGCGCCCCUCCCGGCGUGCCGCGCGGCCGGAGGCGGAAGUGUGGCGUGGCCACGUGUGCGGGCCAUGGCGGGCGGGCUGGAGCCGCACCUGGAGGCGCUGCGGCGGGAGCUGGGCGGCCCCGCCGUGCUCUCCGUGCUCGUCGCGCUCAUCGCCGUCGCCAUCACCUUCCUGAUCUGGCGGUUCGUGCAGGGCAGGAAGAGCAGCCGGAAGGCCGUGCUGCUGCUGGGCCUCUGCGACGCGGGGAAGACGCUGCUUUUCGCGCGGCUGCUGUCGGGGCGCUACCGCGACACCCAGACCUCCAUCACCGACAGCUCUGCCGUCUACAGGCUCAGCCAGGACAAGAGCACUCAUGUGACCUUGAUCGACCUUCCAGGCCAUGAGAGUCUGAGGUUGCAGUUCUUGGAGAGGUUCAAGGCUGCAGCCAGAGCCAUCGUGUUCGUGGUGGACAGCGUGGCCUUCCAGCGGGAGGUGAAGGAUGUGGCAGAGUUCCUGUACCAGGUGCUGGUGGACAGCACCGUGCUCAGGAACGCGCCCGCGCUGCUCAUCGCCUGCAACAAGCAAGAUGUCACGAUGGCAAAAUCAGCAAAACUCAUCCAGCAACAACUGGAGAAAGAGCUCAAUACCCUGCGGGUGACACGCUCUGCAGCCCCCACCAGCCUGGAUGGCUCUGCCACAGGGGGCCCUGCCCAGCUGGGGAAGAAGGGCAAGGACUUCGACUUCUCCCAGCUGCCCAUGAAGGUGGAGUUUGUGGAGUGCAGUGCUCGAGGCAGCAAGGGAGAGGAGGGAGAGGCUGACUUGGAGGGCCUUGAGAAGUGGCUGGUGAAGGUGGCCUGAACAGAGAUGGACAGGGCUGGGGGGCUGAAGGGAAAAAGAUGGUCUGGAGCACUCAAAUCUCAUCUUGAUGUAAAAAGAAGGAACUUCAGCUGGAAGUCAGCACUGUGGCGUCUUCUUCUGCUGCUUGUGGGCUUGGGAGCGACGUGACAAUUGCUGGUGGGAUUGCCUCUGACUGUCCCUUCGUGCUGCAAUGUUUUUAUCCUCUCCCCUCUUCCCUUGUCCUCCUCUGGGCUGCUGAACCUCUGGGCUUUCCUUUUUCUUUAAUAUUUAGAUUUUUCAUCUGGUAGUUGCCUAGCAGAUUAGGAAAGGGUACACAGGCAGGUGAGUUUCAGAGGCUGGAGUGUGCCUGUCGUUUCCUGCCAUGGUUUAGACCUCUGUUCCCUCUCAGGGCCACUGACCACCUUAUGGUUGGGGCUGCUGGGGAGCACUACACAAGCUCCCUAAGUUGGGCAGACAUUGAAGAGAUUAUAAAAACCUGUUUUCCUCUUUGUGUCUGCCUUCCCAUUGUUCCAAACUGGUGCAGCCCCAUUCCUGUGGGGCAGGGGGAGUGUGAAAUGCCCAAACCAGACUGCCUGCCCUGCUUUACUCCCUGGGCCCAGCUCUGUGCCCAUGUCUGGUGAUUUCCUCUUUUGAUCAGCUGAGGGCUGUGUCCUGAAAGCUUCACUCUGCUGCUCCUUCCAGGCCCUCCUCUCACAGCCAGGAACAAACACUCCAAGAGUGGCAGGGCUACUACAGGGUGUCAUGGCAUGAAACUCUGAGGUGGGCACAAUUUCAGAUCUGGACCUGCAGCUGGGACCUGUUGUGCCAGGCAUUUGCUGUGCAGUCUCCUGCUGCCUCCUGCUCCAGUGGCUGCAGGAAGGUCUUGCUUUGUGUGUAAUUAAUUAGUCAGCACUUAUGGCAGAGUGAGAGGGAAAGUCAAGGAGCUGCCAGCAAGUGUGUGUGCUUCCUCCUUGUGGCAGAGAUGCUCGAGGAAUAGGGGAAAGAAAAAGGAGAUUUUCCCAGUUUUUAUCUCACUGCAUAUUGCAGAGUUCUAGUGCAGUGACAUUUUCCCUUUGUUUGUGGCUUCCCCUGUUGUUUUAGGGUUCGGGGGUGGCUGGCUCCUGGCAGAUCCUUUUUGUAGUUUGUAGCCCACUCUCCCCCGUGGUUUGAGUCCUCCUUCAUCACUCAACUCAUCUGUUGUGUUCUUUUCUUUCUCUGGGGCUUUUCCUUGCUUUCUUGCAGCAUUGCCAAGUGUUGGGAAGAGCAGGAAGAGCCUUCAGCAAAGCCCUGUGCCUAUAAUGAAGCUGGUCCUUGCAUUUCCAGCCUCAGGAACCAUCCAUGCCGGAGGUGGGGAGGGUUAUAUUUACCAAACAUGUUACAUUCUUCUGUUUCCCUCAGGCAGAGUCCUGUUGGAACGUGUUUGUCAUGCUUUGAACUCCUUUAGCUGGAGGUCUUGGGCUGCCUGCUUCAAAUCCAUAAUGCUGAAGUGAUUUUUGGGCAGAAAAUUGCUGUUUCUUUGGGUGAUUGUUCUUGCAAAGAUGCAGAAGCCAAGCACCAGCCUCAGCUUAAGGGGGGAGGUACCAUGAGGCCAUGGUGGGUUUUAAGUUAUUAUUUUUAAAAGUAUUCCUUAAGUAAAUUCUUUUAUGCUUAAAUGUUUGUUCUCAA
This is a messenger RNA of Vidua macroura (Pin-tailed whydah), 4947 nucleotides long. Its product is annotated as ovotransferrin-like. Bases 82 to 3303 code for a protein of 1073 amino acids. The transcript is spliced from 26 exons. Gene Ontology annotation, cellular component: early endosome; plasma membrane; recycling endosome. NCBI's taxonomy places the organism in Eukaryota, Metazoa, Chordata, Aves, Passeriformes, Viduidae. Gene Ontology annotation, biological process: iron ion transport; antibacterial humoral response. The record is from RefSeq and is a predicted model, not a curated record.